Ictalurus punctatus (channel catfish) is the source of this 3593-nucleotide messenger RNA. RefSeq names its product T-box transcription factor 3a (gene tbx3a). The transcript has 7 exons. Gene Ontology annotation, cellular component: nucleus. Lineage: Eukaryota; Metazoa; Chordata; Actinopteri; Siluriformes; Ictaluridae. Gene Ontology annotation, biological process: cell fate specification; regulation of transcription by RNA polymerase II; cardiac chamber development. Bases 964 to 3108 code for a protein of 714 amino acids. The record is from RefSeq and is a predicted model, not a curated record. Gene Ontology annotation, molecular function: DNA-binding transcription factor activity, RNA polymerase II-specific; RNA polymerase II cis-regulatory region sequence-specific DNA binding.
UAUUCGCGCAAACAGCGAGCGAGGCAGCGCUGUCUCGCGGCGGCAAGCGCGUUUUUCCAAACACCUCUUUAUAAGUCCGAAGUCUUAUCCCUCCACCCGACCUGUUAAAACCACGCCUACGGAGGCACACAAUUGGUCCUGAAAGCGUCAAAGAGCCAAUCAACGGAGUCUGGCGUCUGGCAACGAGCGUCACAUCCACACGGCGCUGGAGCUCAUGGAAUUCAGAAGCAGAUCUCGGUGCUGGGAACUCGCUACCUCCGCGCGGGCCAAACGGACUUUCUCCAACGUUUGUGUGUGUGUAUGUGUGCGUGUGUGUGUUUUUUAUUUUUUAUUAUUUUGUAAGAAACGCGUGUGCGCGUGAAGACAUAGGCUAUGUAAUAAACUAAUGGACUCGGGGAAAUUAAUUUGAGCCUCCAGUGCGUCUGUGUGGAAGGUGGAAGGAGUGAUCUAAACGCAAACGCAGCGGACGCGUUUCCAGCAGAAUGUAGAUUUUGAACACCAGCAACGUCAACGUAUAUUUAAUAAAAUCACUGUGACUCGUUCUCUUUUGGUUUUGUAUUUGUGUGUGUAUGUGUGUGUGUGUGUCUGAGAGAGAGAGAGAGAGAGAGAGAGAGAGUGUGUGUGUGUGUGUGUGUGUAUGUGUGUGUGUGUGUGUGUGUUUUCCCCUCGUUUUGGCUAAGCGAGCUGUACACACGUACAACAGCCAUUGAAGAUAAACUAUACAGCAACGCCGGCGAAGGACUUAAUGGAUAGCCUUCUGUUGUUUUCUGUUGCAGUCACUUUGCUGGAAUCCAUCUAACGAAGAACACCAGGCUAAUCGAACCUAGGCGGUGGAUGCUUAGGUUUUAUUUACAAAACUGGAUUUCAGCGGAUUUCUAAAAAACUGGAGAAAGAAUCGGACUCUCCAGCACUGUUAGAAAACACAAAACAAGGCAGAACUUCUAGACUAUCAGAUAUUGCUAUAUGCAAUAUCUGGACUUUUGGAUGAACUUCCUGAUGAGAGAUCCAGUUAUCCAAGGCUCGAGUAUGGCAUACCACCCGUUUUUACCUAACCGGGGACCAGAGUUUGCCAUGAGCGCCAUGCUGGGCCACCAACCGCCCUUCUUCCCGGCUCUGGCACUGCCACCAAACGGAUCGCUUUCGCUACCAGGAACGCUCGGGAAGCCCAUCAUGGAGCAGUUGAUGGGGACCGCGGAUUCAGGCCUGCAUUUCUCCUCUCUGGGGCAUCAGGCCGCCGCUGCUCAUCUUCGGCCUCUAAAAACACUCGAGCCGGAGGAGGAAGUGGAGGACGACCCAAAAGUUCAUCUCGAAGCGAAGGAACUUUGGGAGCUUUUCCACAAGUGCGGCACAGAAAUGGUUAUCACCAAAUCAGGAAGACGAAUGUUUCCUCCGUUUAAAGUAAGAUGCACUGGCCUGGACAAGAAAGCCAAAUAUAUUCUGUUGAUGGAUAUUGUAGCGGCGGACGACUGUAGGUAUAAAUUUCAUAAUUCGCGUUGGAUGGUGGCCGGUAAAGCUGACCCCGAAAUGCCAAAGCGGAUGUACAUUCACCCCGACAGCCCAGCCACUGGCGAGCAAUGGAUGUCCAAAGUCGUCAACUUUCACAAACUUAAACUCACCAACAAUAUCUCCGACAAGCAUGGAUUUGCCUUGUUUUCGUUGCAGACCAUUUUGAACUCCAUGCACAAAUACCAGCCAAGAUUUCACAUCGUUCGAGCCAACGACAUUCUCAAGCUCCCCUACAGCACGUUCAGAACUUACGUUUUCCCCGAGACUGAUUUCAUUGCUGUUACUGCGUACCAAAACGACAAGAUUACGCAGCUGAAAAUCGACCACAAUCCGUUCGCUAAGGGGUUUCGAGAUACUGGAAAUGGAAGGCGUGAAAAAAGGAAACAGUUGGCCUUACAGUCUUUAAGAUCAUACGAGGAACCACAGAAGAAAGAAAACGGCACGUCUGACGACUCAUCCGGCGAACAGACUUCGUUCAAAUGUUUUCGUCAAGCUUCAUCUCCUGCCGUGGCCACCGUGGGUCGGCAGAGCUUCAAAGAUUUCUGCGACAGCGACGAAGACAGUGACGAGGACGACAGAGAUGCAAACCCCAAGGAAGGACCAGAGUCAAGCAAAAUCUCCACCACCACCAGUGAAGACGCAAAGGAACGCGAGGGUGCUUUGAACAAACUCAGCUCGUUUGGAGACGGUGACUCUCGGUUGAGAGAGAGCAGGACUGAGAAAAGCCGUGCCGAUUCACGACAGAGCCCUGUAACGCUGAUUUCCAGCACCACGCGCUCGGGAGAAGAGCUCAAAAGUCCCGCUGGAGAGCAGCCCAAACUAGACGAGUGCCGCUCCGUGAGCAAGGAGAGUUACACGACACCACUGACUGUUCAGACAGACGCCGGCGCGCAUCUGCACCAGAGCCACUUGCACAGUUUCGGAUUUCCGCCCGGUUUGGCCGGGCAGCAAUUUUUCAAUCAUCUGGGAAGCGCCCAUCCUUUCCUCUUGCAUCCCAGUCAAUUCAAUUUGGGAGGUGCGUUUUCCAAUAUGGCCGCCGGGAUGGGGCCACUAUUGGCAGCCGUGUCCUCCGGAGGAGUGACCAGCAUGGACACGACCAGCAUGGCGUCACCGUCGCAAAGUCUGGCUGGAGCGCCGGGAGUGCCUUUUCAUCUGCAGCAACACGUCCUGGCAUCUCAGGGAUUGGCGAUGUCUCCCUUUGGAGGACUUUUCCCAUAUCCCUAUACUUACAUGGCAGCAGCAGCUGCAGCUUCUUCCGCAGCCACCUCCUCAGUCCAUCGCCACCCGUUCCUUAACGCCGUACGCCCGCGGCUCCGGUACAGCCCUUAUUCAUUACCGAGUGUCCCGGACAGCACUUUGCUCACAACCGCCAUUCCUCCCAUCGACCUGAAGGGGGACGUCAUGGCUUCCAGUCCCGUAUCUGCAACUUUGGACUCCACGUCGGAGGUGACCAGCCGUUCCUCGACCAUAUCAUCCGGCUCCGUGUCUCUUUCGCCAAAAACGGGCUCAGAUAAAGAUUCAAACAACGACUUGCAGAGCAUCCAGCGCCUCGUGAGCGGACUCGAUUCAAAGCAGGACAGAGCGCGAAGCGUCUCUCCAUAAUAUUAAUAAUUAUAAUUAUAAUUAUUAUUAGUAGUAAUAAUAAUAAUAAUACAUGAUCUGCAUUGGGAAUCAUUAAAGGACAUUGACGAUACGGAUCAUGUACGACAACGACGCCCUUCUAGCGAAAGCGGGUUUACAUAGGCUGCGGACCUAUAGAUAAAAAUAACAAUGAAAAAAGUUCGAUUUAAAAAUGCACUUUGGUAAAAGAAAAUAAAAAAAAUAACUUAGUUGUGUCCUCGUCUUGUUAAAUUAAAACAAUCUUUUUUUUCUCCUGAUGUUUUGAAUAGAGUACCGUAGAAGUAUUGGAAAUGAACAGCUUGGCAAGGAAUAUGUCACAAGUCGAAUAAGCUGCUGCUGUCCUCUCGACGUUUUAUGUCAAGUUGCUGGGGGUUGUCAAUAGAUUCAUUUUAAUAUGCACUCUUAAUAGAUUCUUAGUUUAUUGGAUAUCUCUUUAUCUAAUAAAAAAAGACUGCUGUGGUUUUUUU